AGUUUUUGAUUAGGGUCUAAGAAUUUUUGUUCUUUAAGUUUUUUGGCGAUUUAAGUAGCAGUUGGCACACACAUACUGUUUGUGUUCUUUCAACUGUUGGGAUACUUGUGGUAGCGUGUUGUGUGUUGUAGGUGGAUAGAAAUACUAUUUUCACGAUGCUGAUGCCCAAGAAGAACCGCAUCUCCAUCUACGAGUACCUGUUCAAGGAGGGCGUGAUGGUGGCCAAGAAGGACUUCCACGCGCCCAAGCACCCGGAGCUGGAGGCCAUCCCCAACCUGCAGGUCAUCAAGGCCAUGCAGUCGCUGAAGUCUCGCGGCUACGUGUCGGAGCAGUUUGCGUGGCGCCACUUCUACUGGUACCUCACCAACGAGGGCAUCAACUACCUGCGCAACUACCUGCACCUGCCGGCAGAGAUCGUGCCGUCGACGCUGAAGAGGCAGACGCGGCCCGAGACGGCCCGGCCGCGCCCCACGGCGCCGCGCACGGAGGGGGCCAAGCCCGCGGAGGACAGGACGGCCUACAGGCGUGCCCCCGGCGCGGCCGGCCCCGACAAGAAGGGAGACGUGGGCGCCGGCACCGGCGAGCUGGAGUUCCGCGGUGGUUUCGGCCGAGGCAGGGGGCCGGCGCCUCAGUGAGCUCUGUCGUUCCGCGCCUGGAACACCUUGUACUCAAAUAAAAAUAUUGUGAAUUGUG
Molecule: messenger RNA, 693 nt
Organism: Bacillus rossius redtenbacheri
Lineage: Eukaryota; Metazoa; Arthropoda; Insecta; Phasmatodea; Bacillidae
Gene: RpS10b
Product: small ribosomal subunit protein eS10
Exons: 5
Coding region: 156-635 (159 amino acids)
Cellular component (GO): cytosolic small ribosomal subunit
Molecular function (GO): RNA binding; structural constituent of ribosome
Source: RefSeq, a predicted model, not a curated record